AUGCACGCCUUCACUACUACCACUGCUGGCGCUCUUGCCAUCCUCUCCCUCGUUCAAUUCUGCCCUGCACCCCCAGCUGUCAUCGGUGCAGUCGCGGGUGGUCUUGGUGGAGGUGCCAUCUCUGGAGGCAUUGUCGCAGGCUCCAAGGACCGCCGUGACCUGCCUGCUGGUGUUUCCCAGGAAUCUAUGGACCAGUGUAUCCAGCAAAUCAACUCCCAGGGAGGCCCGGUGAACGUCUACAGUACCGGCGAUGACUCUGCUCGUGCCGACAAUGUUCCGCCAGCCUGUAUGAACCUUGCUACUGUUCUUCUCGACAAGACUGCCCAGGCAGGUGGCCCCGUUCCCGUUCCCAUGGGCAGCGCUAACCUCGAGUACCAUGGUCUUAGCGCUCAAGACAAGAAGGACCUUCAGGCUGCUCUGUCUGGUUAA
This is a messenger RNA of Penicillium canescens, 429 nucleotides long. RefSeq lists its product as uncharacterized. The transcript is spliced from 2 exons. NCBI's taxonomy places the organism in Eukaryota, Fungi, Ascomycota, Eurotiomycetes, Eurotiales, Aspergillaceae. Bases 1 to 429 code for a protein of 142 amino acids. The record is from RefSeq and is a predicted model, not a curated record.